AUGGGAGAGCGGGGUAGUGGAGGAUGCUGUCCGCCGAUGGAUCUAAUGCGGUCCGAGCCGAUGCACCUAGUCCAACUUAUCAUCCCCAUAGAGUCCGCUCACCGCACCAUCUCCUACCUCGGCGACCUCGGCCUAAUCCAAUUCAAAGACCUGAAUGCAGAAAAAAGCCCAUUUCAGCGAACCUAUGCCAAUCAGAUUAAAAGAUGUGGAGAGAUGGCACGCAAAUUAAGAUUUUUCCGGGAGCAAAUUUCAAAGGCAGGUUUUUCACCUGCAGUAAGAUCUGUGACAGAAGCUGAUCUCAAUCUGGAUGACCUGGAAGUUAAGCUUGGUGAACUUGAAGUGGAGCUGGUUGAAAUUAAUGCAAAUGGUGAGAAGUUACAGCGCUCCUACAACGAACUAGCUGAGUACAAGCUUGUUAUACAGAAGGCUGGUGAAUUUUUUCAAUCUGCAAUGAGCAGCGCUGAAGCUUUCCAAAGAGAAUAUGCUUCAAAUCAGAGUGGUGAAGAAUCAUUGGAAACUCCACUGUUAUCAGAGCAGGAAACGACGACUGAUCCAUCCAAGCAAGUUAAGUUGGGAUUUAUCACAGGACUUGUUCCCAGGGAAAAAUCAAUUGCCUUUGAGAGGAUUUUAUUCCGAGCUACCAGGGGUAACGUGUUUUUGAAGCAGGCCGUAGUUGAUAACCCAGUUACAGAUCCUGUUUCAGGAGAGAAGGUUGAGAAAAAUGUAUUUGCGGUCUUCUUUUCCGGAGAAAGGGCAAAGAAUAAAAUUCUAAAAAUAUGUGAUGCUUUUGGAGCAAAUCGUUACCCUUUUGCUGAAGACCUAGGAAAGCAAGCUCAAACAAUCAACGAGGUCUCAGGGAGACUGUCGGAGUUAAAGACUACCAUUGAUGCUGGAAUAGUGCACCGUGGCAACUUGUUACAAACUAUUGGAGAACAGUUUGAGCGUUGGAAUUUUUUGGUAAGGAGGGAGAAAUCCAUUUACCACACUCUAAACAUGCUUAGCAUUGAUGUUACAAAGAAAUGUCUGGUGGCAGAAGGGUGGAGUCCUAUUUUUGCUAGAAAACAGAUCCAAGAUGCAUUACAUCGUGCAACACAGGACUGCAAUUCACAGGUUGAUGCUAUUUUCCAAGUUUUGCAUACACGAGAGAUGCCGCCUACAUAUUUUCAAACAAACAAAUUUACUUCUGCCUUUCAAGAGAUUGUUGACGCUUAUGGAGUCGCCAAGUAUCAGGAAGCAAAUCCUGGUGUAUACACAAUUGUGACCUUCCCAUUUCUUUUUGCUGUGAUGUUUGGCGACUGGGGACAUGGAAUAUGCCUGUUACUUGCAACAUUAUAUUUUAUAAUCAGAGAAAAAAAGCUGUUAAGUCAGAAACUAGGAGAUAUCAUGGAAAUGACUUUUGGCGGACGUUACGUUAUUUUGUUAAUGGCACUGUUCUCAAUUUAUACGGGGUUAAUAUACAAUGAAUUUUUCUCUGUGCCGUUCGAAUUAUUUGGCCGAUCUGCAUAUUCAUGCCGUGAUCCGUCUUGCAGUGAGGCAACUACUGUGGGAUUGAUCAAGGUGCGUGACACUUAUCCAUUUGGUGUGGAUCCCGCAUGGCACGGUUCUCGCAGUGAGCUGCCAUUCCUUAAUUCAUUGAAAAUGAAAAUGUCAAUUCUUCUUGGGGUGGCCCAAAUGAACCUAGGAAUAAUAUUGAGCUAUUUUAAUGCGAAAUUCUUUGGGAAUAGCAUAAAUACAUGGUUCCAAUUUAUACCCCAGAUGAUAUUUUUGAACAGUCUUUUUGGCUACCUCUCUGUCCUUGUAAUCAUAAAGUGGUGCACUGGAUCCAAAUCUGAUUUGUAUCAUGUAAUGAUAUACAUGUUCCUGAGUCCUACUGAUGAACUUGGUGAAAACCAGCUUUUCCCUGGGCAGAAAACAACUCAGCUUGUGUUAUUACUGUUGGCCCUCGUCUCUGUUCCAUGGAUGCUGCUACCAAAGCCUUUCCUUUUGAAGUUACAACACAAUCGGCACCACGGAGAGUCCUAUGCACCACUUCCAGAUUCGGAAGAGUCUUUGCAGUCGGAACCAAAUCAUGAUUCCCAUGGCCAUGAGGAGUUUGAAUUCAGUGAAGUUUUUGUACAUCAGCUCAUUCAUACAAUAGAAUUUGUACUUGGCGCAGUCUCAAACACGGCUUCAUAUCUUCGUCUAUGGGCUCUCAGCCUUGCUCACUCUGAGUUGUCCAGUGUGUUCUAUGAGAAGGUUCUUCUUCUUGCCUGGGGGUACAAUAACGUAAUUAUUCUUGUAGUUGGCAUCAUCGUCUUCAUUUUUGCGACUGUUGGAGUGUUGUUAGUUAUGGAAACUCUCAGUGCCUUCCUGCACGCAUUAAGGCUUCACUGGGUGGAAUUUCAAAACAAGUUCUAUGAGGGAGAUGGUUACAAGUUCUAUCCGUACUCGUUUACCUUGCUUGAUUAUGAGGAGGAAUGA
Molecule: messenger RNA, 2460 nt
Organism: Fraxinus pennsylvanica
Lineage: Eukaryota; Viridiplantae; Streptophyta; Magnoliopsida; Lamiales; Oleaceae
Source: the annotation of a GenBank genome assembly